Messenger RNA from Sus scrofa (pig), 6636 nucleotides. It is a transcript of the gene SMURF1, whose product is annotated as SMAD specific E3 ubiquitin protein ligase 1. Gene Ontology annotation, cellular component: cytoplasm. Gene Ontology annotation, molecular function: SMAD binding; ubiquitin protein ligase activity. The record is from RefSeq and is a predicted model, not a curated record. NCBI's taxonomy places the organism in Eukaryota, Metazoa, Chordata, Mammalia, Artiodactyla, Suidae. Gene Ontology annotation, biological process: protein ubiquitination; negative regulation of BMP signaling pathway; proteasome-mediated ubiquitin-dependent protein catabolic process.
CUAGUCCCGCCCUCGCUUAUCUCCCAGCCCCGCCCCCUUGCCUCCGUCUCGCGCCUCCACCCUUUCCUUCAGCCUCGAAUUCCUCAAUCCUAUCUCCUAGCUUCUCCUGGUCUUGUUCUCAUUUCCCCUCUGGUCCAGACCUCUUCAGUCUGGUGCACUUCCUUUCUCUCUCAAACCAGGCCACUGUCUCCUCUUGACUGUGCCGCUUCCUUUUCUGCCCUGCACUUCGCCGUCACCCCCUCACCCCCCGACAUCCUUAAACACCGCCAACCCCCGCCCCCCUCACGCACGCUCUGGAGGCUCCGGCGGCUGCACGAACGCAGGCUCCUUGAUUCACUCUCUUUUAGUCUUCAAUGAAAUGCCCGUGUCUCCUAGGUGGCUCUGUAGUGCCACCUUCAAGGGUGAGCGCGAAGCUCUGCUCUGGGCCUGCGACGUGGUGGUUUGGAUGCGCGUAGCUGGCAACCGUCUGGCGGGGCCCCUCGCUAGCAGGCUCCAGCGAUCCUGGACCAGUUUGCAUCCUCGUCCACCCUUUCUCUCAGUACUCCACGGCUGCUGCCCGGUCUCCUGGGUUGAAUUCCCACCUGAGGCCGAAAUGAAAUGCUGCAAAUACAGUUCGGCUGGGGGACUUUCCAAACGUGCAUAUUUCCAGCUCUGGAAAUGAAAUAAAAAGUUCAGGCUAAUCCCUGUCAGGGGUUUUCCCCUGGAUUUUUUCUGUUCCGUGUCUGGUCUGAUGAUGACUCCAAAGUCAUUCUGGUCAGAUUCUUUCCAAAGGACAGUGAGCGUUUGGGAUACUUUAUGGCAAAUGCAUGGCCCUCAGUUAUUGGUGAAAUCCAUGAAAACAACAGUGGGUCAUUUUUUCAAACUAAAAUUUCCUUUGGAGGUUCUUAGUUGUUGCAUGACCCAUUUUUUUUUUUUUGUUUCCAGGAAAGGGAGAUUCGGGGAUUUUUGUUUCUGGAGAAACAAUUCUUUCUUCCAGGGCUGGUAGGAAACGCUCACUACGUAGAUACAGUAUAUAAAUACAUUGUUAUUUUUAUGGUUACAUAAAAACCACGUUUUUGACUUUGUAGUGCUUGUAAAACUUCAAUUACUGACAACUUUAAUUUGGUCCUCAUUUACAAUGUAAUCUAUAAUUGACAUCAGAUUGGUUUCACUUUUCUUGUUAAAAGCAGAAGUAACUGAUUUUGUGAGUUUGGGUGGAAGCGUGAUUAAUGUUUUAGAAGCACUAGGUUUUCAUUACAACGUUUGUGUCAGGUGUAGAUGUUUUAAUCAAGCCUAGUUGGCAGGUCGGGACCUGGGCCUUUUUUUCCUGGAAGGGGUGGAGUGGGGGCUCUAUCCUUCCUCCCAAAUUAUUUUGGGACUCAGGCACUUGGAUGCCAUAGGUUCGGAGAUGCUUUAAGGAGUUUUUGGAUAGUGUCUGAUGUUGAAGGAUUACGCGAGGAGAGUUAUUUCCAAAGCACCUUUUCCCUUUCUCCCAGCUGAUGUUAUUACGGAUCUGAAGGGAAUCCCUGAGUUUGCUCCUCCCUGCAGCGAGAUGGAGAAUUUAGCUGUGGAUGCAGACCUGCUUGAUGCCAGGCGUCUGAUGAACAAUAAUUUACUUGGAAAGGUUGGAACCAGAUACUUGGUUGGCAGCGGACUAGGUUUUGGUCUCUUCUUUGAGCUUGCCAGGGGGAGUGGGAUCACUGCUGGCAUCUUGGGAAGCCAUCUUUCAGGAGUAUUAUGCGCCAAGAACCUUGCAAAGAAAGACUUCUUCCGACUCCCCGACCCCUUUGCCAAGAUCGUUGUGGACGGAUCUGGGCAGUGCCACUCGACGGACACUGUGAAAAACACGUUGGACCCCAAGUGGAACCAGCACUACGACCUAUACGUUGGGAAAACGGAUUCCAUAACCAUCAGCGUGUGGAACCACAAGAAGAUUCACAAGAAGCAGGGAGCUGGCUUCCUGGGGUGUGUGCGGCUGCUGUCCAAUGCCGUCAGCAGACUGAAAGACACAGGAUACCAGCGUCUGGAUCUAUGCAAACUAAAUCCCUCAGAUACUGAUGCAGUUCGUGGCCAAAUAGUGGUCAGCUUACAGACGCGAGACCGACUAGGCACCGGAGGCCCCGUGGUGGACUGCAGAGGCCUGUUAGACAACGAAGGAACCGUGUAUGAAGACUCGGGCCCCGGGAGGCCACUCAGCUGCUUCAUGGAGGAACCAGCCCCUUACACGGACGGCCCGGGGGCCGCGGCGGGAGGCGGGAACUGCAGGUUUGUGGAGUCCCCGAGUCAAGAUCAGAGAGUCCAGGCCCAGCGACUUCGAAACCCCGAGGUCCGAGGGCCCCUGCAGACGCCGCAGAACCGACCGCACGGCCACCAGUCCCCGGAGCUGCCUGAAGGCUACGAGCAGAGAACCACCGUGCAGGGGCAGGUGUACUUCCUGCACACGCAGACUGGAGUCAGCACCUGGCACGACCCCAGGGUACCCAGAGACCUUAACAGCGUGAACUGUGAUGAACUUGGACCACUGCCACCCGGCUGGGAAGUCCGAAGUACCGUUUCCGGGAGAAUAUAUUUUGUAGAUCAUAACAACCGAACGACCCAGUUUACAGACCCGAGGUUACACCACAUCAUGAAUCACCAGUGCCAACUCAAGGAGCCCAGCCAGUCGCUGCCCCUGCCCAGCGAGGGCUCCGUGGAAGACGAGGAGCUUCCCGCCCAGAGAUACGAGAGGGACUUGGUCCAGAAACUGAAGGUCCUCAGACACGAACUCUCCCUCCAGCAGCCGCAGGCCGGUCACUGUCGCAUCGAAGUCUCCAGAGAGGAGAUAUUCGAGGAGUCUUAUCGCCAGAUAAUGAAGAUGCGACCAAAGGACCUGAAAAAGCGACUCAUGGUGAAGUUCCGUGGAGAAGAAGGUUUGGACUAUGGCGGGGUGGCGAGGGAGUGGCUGUACCUGUUGUGCCAUGAAAUGCUGAAUCCGUACUACGGCCUCUUCCAGUAUUCUACCGACAACAUCUACAUGCUGCAGAUCAACCCCGAUUCUUCCAUCAACCCUGACCAUCUGUCUUACUUCCACUUUGUGGGCCGCAUCAUGGGUCUGGCUGUGUUCCACGGGCACUACAUCAACGGGGGCUUCACGGUUCCCUUCUACAAGCAGCUGCUGGGGAAACCCAUCCAGCUUUCGGACCUGGAGUCGGUGGACCCAGAACUGCACAAGAGCUUAGUGUGGAUUCUGGAGAACGACAUCACGCCGGUGCUGGACCACACCUUCUGCGUGGAGCACAACGCUUUCGGGAGGAUUCUGCAGCACGAGCUGAAACCCAACGGCAGAAACGUUCCCGUCACGGAGGAGAACAAGAAGGAAUACGUGCGGUUAUACGUAAACUGGAGGUUUAUGAGGGGAAUCGAAGCCCAGUUCUUAGCUCUUCAGAAAGGCUUUAAUGAACUCAUCCCUCAGCACUUACUGAAGCCUUUUGACCAGAAGGAGCUGGAGCUGAUCAUCGGCGGCCUGGACAAGAUCGACCUGGACGACUGGAAGUCCAACACGCGGCUCAAGCACUGCGGGGCUGACAGCAACGUGGUCCGGUGGUUCUGGCAGGCGGUGGAGACCUUCGACGAGGAGCGGAGGGCCCGGCUCCUGCAGUUCGUGACCGGCUCCACGCGGGUCCCCCUCCAGGGCUUCAAGGCCCUGCAAGGUUCUACAGGCGCCGCAGGGCCCCGGCUCUUCACCAUCCACCUGAUUGAUGCCAACACGGACAACCUGCCCAAGGCCCACACCUGCUUUAACCGGAUCGACAUUCCACCUUAUGAGUCGUACGAGAAGCUGUACGAGAAGCUGCUGACGGCGGUGGAGGAGACCUGCGGGUUUGCCGUCGAGUGAGGGGGGAGGCAGCAGAGGCAGCUCCCACCGCGGCACCGUGCGCAGCGGGCCAGGCCCUGCGCUCUGCGCAGCCCGGGCGAAGGCUCGCCUCCCUCCUUUCCGCUGGGGGAGCGAGGGGACGGGGGACUUGGGUCGGUGGCUCCCACCCCAGUUUUCCUCCUUCUGCAGAACUCCCACCCUCCAUCGCCCGCCAUCCAAUAAAACGCAGCCAGGUUUAGCACUGCUUCGGUCACACGGGACAUCCUGCUACGGUUGUGACACUUAGGGGACAGGCUCGCUGCCUUGGGUGCUCUAGCGGAGGCUCGACCCACAGUCGCGGAACUGAGCUUGGCUGACGGAGGGGCCGUCCCUGGUGGCUCUUACUGGCUCUUCUGUCUCCAAGCAGACCUGAGGUCCCUUUUCAAGUUCAGCAACUCCAAUUCCAAAUUUCACAUCCUAGCGGCCUGCUCUGGGUGGCAGAUUAAUUUCUAACUGAAUAAUAACCAGAUAACAUACGCUAAUUGGAAUUCCACCCCAGCAGGAAGCUCGAGUCAAAAGUGUGCUUCCCUUUAGGAAAGGGAAGGAAGCUGGGGCCGCUGGCGCUGGAGGCCCAGGGAUUUUAUUUCAGGGGGUCCUGGCUGACAUGUUUGCUUUGCAUAGAGAAAAAUGAUCUUUCCGUUUAAGAGUCCCUUUAGCCGCGUUAUCGAUCCUGUUGGAGAUACUUUUACCACCACAUGACAGCUUAUAAAGGAACAGACCCAAACCACCUCAGACGCACGCGGCAGCGCACGCCCCUCCUGUACCUGGAAGGGCGUCGACUAGGUCGCUCGAAUACUAACAAACCGUUUUGCAGAAAGUGCUAAGAACUAAACAACAGAAGUCUGUCAUCAUGGCUGCUGGCUUGGUGCAAAUUAGCUGACAGGGGAGACUGGCCACGAAUAACCUCCAUGACCGAAGCCGACCCCAGCUCGGGGUGACUGUCUCACAAAGAGAAGGCGAUGGGAUGAGCGCCUGAGGGCAGCGGGGCAGGUCCCCUCAACACCUGAGGGGACCGGGACAGCCGCUCCUCCCUCCCUCCUGUCCCUCGAUUUCGCAUGCCCUUUCCCAGUCUGCACGAAAGCUGAAACUGGUUUAACAAAGAGGUUUGCUUUCGAGGAGCUGCAUUUCAGUGGAACAGUCGCAGCGGCAGCGGAUUCCUGUGGGGGUUUUUGCUGGUUGUCUUUGUCCCGGGGGCAAGCACAGGGUAAUUCAUUCGCGAGACAUUUCACUGUUGCAAUUUUGUUGACGCUUCCCGGUUCAGUGCUGGGAUCCAUCGGUGGGUCUUAGGUGGGUUUGGAGGGGGCUCUGGGGCCGCCUGUAAUGCCUGUUCUUUUUGUUCCUGGUACCUGUAGACAGUGCCGGGUUUUGAGGCGAACUUCCCUCUGCAUCUCGCUCUGGGUCUUUCGCUGGUCCUGGAGGCAGCCUGGGCGCUGCCGGCUGGGGGCUGCGGGGCGCCGGCCGAGGGCUGCAGGGGUGGGAGGAAGCCCCGCACCCGGGCUGCUUGCUGAGGUUCUGGGGCCGGAACGAUGCCGUUGGCUGCACAAGGACAACGUGGUCCAUUCGGUCGUCCGGGCCGGGCUGGGCUGGGCCCUCCCCGGUGCCGUCCGGCCUUGGGCUGCUCCUGCGUCCGGGUCGCGGCGGCACCGUUCUGGCGGAGGGCCUUCUAGAAGGUGGCUCGGCGGAGGCCCGCAGCCGUCCCCCGGGGCGGCCCUCUGGGGGAGUGCGGGAAGGAGCGGAGAUACAGACAGGCCCCCAGAUGGGUCUCCUCCCACCGGUGCCCGGCUUUGCCGCGUGAGUUCGGCAGAAGCUGCGGGAAGAGGAAGGAAACGAGGGUCUCGUGGUGAAAAGCCCCGGAAGCAGGACCGUGGCCUCUGACUGCUUUAAAACGCCGCCCUCCUGCUGCUGGGGGUGGCCGCGGACCGUCCCCUGCGGCCCCGGGCGGCUCUCCCGUCAGCGGCUCCUCCUCGGGCCGCCGGGCUCCGGCCGGGGUCUCUGCCUUCCCGCCCUUGGACUCGGGCCCCUCGCCGCCGCGCGGGGGUGGCGGAGCCUGACGGCAGAACCUUCCAGAGCCCCAGCGCGCUCUCGGCCCCGCACUCCUAGCACCUCGCCGUCCACCGCGGACUGGGCCUUCCGAGCCCCCAAAGACCAGCGGGCCUGCGGGGGCGCCCCGCGGCCCCCGCGCCGCUGCCCGAUGCUUCGGGGCCCGACCUGCAGGCUUGGCUCACCAGCGGCCACCAGCCGACCCUCAGGGAUGCAGCGAACCACCGCUCCGCCGGCGCCUCGGCGGAAGAACCGGGGCUGCGGGGCGACUCCUGGCGGCAGAAGCGCCUGGAACCCCGGCCCCCGGCCCCGGCGGUGGCCCGAGCGGAGCUGUCCGAGAAAACGCCCCCGGCCCGUCUGCAGCCCCGGGUGCCGCCCGGCAGCCUUCCCAAAACAUAGUAUGAAUUUUUAAAAUUUGUUUAUUUUUGUUUCUCAACCACUUUAUAAUGUAUUUUUUAAUUUAUUUUGUAAUGUCUUGUUUUUAAGUAUUGCUGCUAUCCUUGUUAUCCCUCCCACUGUUUUUAUUGCUGAUUUAUUUUGUGAAAGUUGUACACUAAUGUUCUGUUUUAUGUCAAAUUCAAAAGUAUUUAAAGAAAUACUAGUUCUAUUUAAUGUGGUUGUGGAACCAGCUGGAAACACAUGAAACACACAGUGAUUGUACAGCAGGCUGGACCCCGGCGGUCAGGUUCAUUUUGUUACAUAUGCAAUAAACUCACAACUUUACA